Molecule: messenger RNA, 2594 nt
Organism: Sarcophilus harrisii (Tasmanian devil)
Lineage: Eukaryota; Metazoa; Chordata; Mammalia; Dasyuromorphia; Dasyuridae
Product: very-long-chain enoyl-CoA reductase-like
Exons: 13
Coding region: 206-1030 (274 amino acids)
Biological process (GO): very long-chain fatty acid biosynthetic process
Molecular function (GO): oxidoreductase activity, acting on the CH-CH group of donors
Source: RefSeq, a predicted model, not a curated record
GGAAGCCUUGGCGUCUAGGCUCUAGCCUGGGGAGCCUGAGCCGGGCACAGCCCCAGCUAGUGAGCGGAGCGGCCGCAGGCAGCCAAGAUGAGCAGCCGAGUGACUUUCUUCGAGGUGGGUGGAAAUCCUUGACUACAAGACAAAGAAACAACUAUGCUUCCUGGAUAAGGUUGAACCACAUGCCUCAAUCAAUGACAUCAGAUUGAUGUUCCAUAAAUUUUAUCCUCAAUGGUAUCCAGCAAGACAGUCAAUGAGACUAGAUCCCAAGGGAAAAGCCUUGAGGAAUGAGGAGAUCCUGCAAAGACUCCCGGUCGGGACAACGGCCACCCUCUAUUUCAAAGACUUGGGGCCACAGAUCGGCUGGACCAUGGUGUUUUUGAUCGAAUAUGCAGGCUCACUCUUCGUCUACCUCUUGUUUUACCUCCGAAUGCCUUUUGUCUAUGGCCUGGAAAAAAAACUCAUGUCAAGGAGACUUCCUGUGGUCAAUCUGGCAUGCAUCUGCCAUUCUUCCCACUACAUCAAACGAUUGAUUGAGACCAUCUUUGUCCAUCGGUUCUCUCAUGGGACCAUGCCUCUGAAGAGUAUCUUCAAGAAUUGCUUCUUUUACUGGGGAUUUGCUGCUUGGCUUGCUUAUUACAUCAAUCAUCCUCUUUACACGCCUCCCUCCUACGGACAAAAGCAGAUCAAUUUUUCUCUGAUCACCUUUCUGUUAUGUGAAGCUGGAAACUUUUCAAUCCACGUGGAACUCAAUAAUCUGAGAGGAAAUGGACCAAAGACGCGCCGCAUCCCCUACCCCACCAAGAAUCCCUUCACUUGGCUAUUUUUCUUUGUCUCCUGCCCUAACUACACCUAUGAGGUGGGGGCCUGGAUCAGUUUCACCAUCAUGACUCAGUGUGUCCCAGUGGGAUUGUUCACGCUGGUUGGAUUCAUUCAGAUGACAAUCUGGGCAAAGGACAAACACUGCACUUAUGUAAGAGAGUUCAAGGAUUACCCCAGUUUCAGGAUGCCAAUCAUUCCUUUCUUGCUGUAGGAAGCAAGUGGUGAUGAACGGGCACUUCAGCAGACCUAGGGGCAAAGAAGCCAACAUUUGAGCCCUGGUCUUCUGAGUUUCCUCAAAAAAAAAAAAAGUGGUGACUCUUCAAUGUUUAAAGUUAACCAAUUGGCAAUAAUCCUUUUAAAGACAGCUAAACUGAGGCACGGGGUGAGGUCUGUCAGCACUCCAGGGUAACAGAAUAUCCUCUUUUCCUGGGGGGAGGCUUGGAGCAGGUUCCUUCUAGGGUCCUUUCCAGCUUCCAGACCCUGUCAUUCUAUGUUUGUGUGUCUGCAUAAACAUGCACCUUCCUUUACGCACAUACCCGUGCAUAUUGAAAGGUAACACAUCUCGAUGUGUUUUCAUAAGGGUUUUUUUAUUUGUGUUUGGGAGUAGCAGUAGAUGGUUGUUUUCUUUUUGUUUUUAAGCCCAGGAAAGUUAUCAGAGCCUUCAUGUCUACGGAAACUCCCACCAUUUAGGACAGGAUGAUUCUGAUCAUUUCUUACAGAGCUGGCUUGUGUAACAAGAGCAGCCUGGGAGACUCCGGGGGAUUAUAAAUAGGACAGGGUGCCUGAGUCCUGACGGGCUCAGGCCUCAGAGCAAUACUCAGUGCCAUUCUCUUAGUCUCACCCAUGCAGAGGUGCCCUCAGUGUUAUUUAUCCAGCGGAUGAAGAAAUACCAGGACCUCUGCCAUUACGGCAGAUCCCAUGGGGUCUGAGUGAAAGGAAAACAGAGAAGUAGGAGGUGUAAUUGAUAAGCCAGUGCCUAGCUAUCUGAGCUGGGGGACAGGGCGGCGUGCGGACUUACCUAGACAGAAUAUGUAUCUCAUCUACCAUGUAGUCAAGUCACAAGUCACCCUAAGAAGAAACUUUUUCAUGUCUUGAAUUUAGGGAUAAGAAUAUAAAGGCAUGAAUCCAGGACAAGGGGGAAUAUCACAUGGAUUAACCAAUGCUAAAGCCAUAUCUGAAAGGACUCUGUUAAUGGGGAAAGUGGAUAAUUUAGCCUAAUGGGACUGAGGUACUGAUUGGAACAGCUCAUGAUUCUGGAGGGUCCAAGUCACAGACAUUCAAUUAUUAACCCAUUUAAAAUGUUGCUAGUUGACUUGAUCAUCUACACAACCCUCGACCUGUUUUCAUAAAACAAGUGGUGAUAAAACCAAAGGAUCUUCAUCCUUCUGGAUGUUUUCCAGUGUCAUGUUUUCAGCGAGGUUUUCAAAUGUACUUGGUGAACCGAUAUACUGAUCUCUCAUUCCUGAAUGGACAGGUCAGCUCGGCUUAGCUAGGAGGGUAGUCAGCCAACCUCAGGACCUCCCGGGGAGUUGAUCUUCUGCCAUCUGUUCAGGGGAAAGUUUUGAAGGUUUUCUAUAUACCUGAGCAAGAAACAAUCAAUCCCAUCCUAGUUUGUGAGAUAUUUUAAAGGGGAAAAAAUAUUUUAGGAUCUCAAAUUGGAAAACAUGAUUGCUAAUUUGUUCUGUGAUUGAUUUAUUUCACUAUGAGUGCUGUACAGAAAGAUUUUUGCAACUCUUUGUAACGAUGAUCUACAUAAUAAAGUCAAAGCUAUGUUU